Molecule: messenger RNA, 13835 nt
Organism: Nylanderia fulva
Lineage: Eukaryota; Metazoa; Arthropoda; Insecta; Hymenoptera; Formicidae
Source: RefSeq, a predicted model, not a curated record
UAUUUUAAAUUAUAAAUAAAUUUUUAAUUAUUUAUUAAGAAGAAAUGGAACAGAAAAGAAAUUGCAAUAUUCUUACACGAGCAACAUUUUCGAAGUUUUUUACCAUCUAAUAACUUUCUUUCUAUUUUCACUUGAAAGAUAGAGUUCAAGAUUAGACUAAUAAUAUUGCUUAUUUAUAUCCUAAAUACGAAAAUAUGUUAGGAGAUGAUCAUGAAAUUCUUCGACACGCCGUCGGAGAUGAUCCUGAUAGUACAACUGAGUCCGGCUGGUGUUUUGGUGCCGUUUCUCGAGAUACCAGCCACAGGUCGAGUAAAGGCAUCAUAUUUCAUAAAGAGGAGCCCUGCCAAGAUCACGCGGGAAAAUUACAGAGACGUCAUUAUACCUGGCGACAUGGCACCGAAAUCCAUCGAGGAAUUGUCCGUUUUGUUUGAGGAGGUUUACGUGCCGAUAUUGUCGAAUCCGAAAAACCACAAAAGCUGGCCGCACAUCAUCGGCGAAGACAUGAAGAAACACGUUUACGAUUUUCGCAACAUAAUAUGUCAGAUUAAAGGUAAGAUGACGGGGCAAACGUUACUGCCGAUGCCGAUGGGCAUCGAACAGGUAUUCGAAGCGGAAUGGAAAGCGCAGAAGAGCGGCGGGUUCGAGAUUGAUGCUCGUUUGAAAAGCGAUAUAGAGACUAUCGUAACAAAAUGGUGUUCGCAAAUUAGCGAUGUACUCAACGAGGAGAGCACACGCGGUUUUUUCAAUGAUAAACAGCCGCUACCGAGCGAGGAGAUCGAGUUUUGGCGUAAACGACUUGAAAACGUUGAAUCUAUCUACAAUCAGAUGAGGGAUCCUCGAGUGAGAAAGAUGGCAUCUAUCCUGGAAUUAACUAAAAGUCCCUACUCGCAGUCUUUUAAGACUCUGUUUAAGGAUGUUAUCACCGCGGUGAUCGAAGCGCGCGAUGUGUGUUCAUAUCUGACAGCAUUAGAACCUUAUAUCGAAGACAUACAAAAUACCGAAUUCAAAGAUAUACAACCGAAAUUGAAGCCACUGCUGCAUUGCGUGUGCCUAAUAUGGUCGAACUCGAAAUAUUAUUGCACUUCCACACGGAUAAUCACCCUGUUGUCCGAGAUAUCCAAUCUGCUGAUAAGCGAGGCCGCCAAAUAUUUGGAUCAGAGCACCUUGUUCGCGGGUGACGUGAAGGACAGUUUGAAACGUUUGGAGCACGUGACGGGCAUUCUGACCUAUUACACAGAAAUAUUCGAGUUCUUUCGAAGCAAGCUGGAUAAUUACUUCAAGCACUCGGCCGACUUAAUGCCGUGGAAUUUCGACGAGGAAUUAGUACUUGGAAGAAUAACGAAUUUUCAAAAACGUCUGGCAAAGAUAAAGACGUUGUUCGAGACGGCUCAAGAAUAUUUCAAGCUCGAAAAGAUGGAACUCGCCGGUUUGAAGGGAAAAACGCUAUGCUCGAUAAUAUACAAUAUUCACGAAAAGUUUGUCAAACUUUACAAUAAAUUUGCCGAGUUGCAAUACGAUAUUCUAAUACCGGAGGAUACACGAUUCGACGAUAGCGUCGCUUUCUUUAUAGCGAAGAUUGAGGAAUUCGAUCGACAGUUGGCGAAUCUAUUCGAUCAGGCGUUCUCCGAGUGUCACAAUAUAGAAUUUAUAUUUAAAAUAAUAUGGAUCAUAGGCUCGAUGGCCAAUCGACCGAUCAUCAUGGCGCAAUUGUGGCACAAUUACGAGAGAUUGCUUCAAAGAAUUCACAGUCAUUUCGAUGCAAUUAAAAUAAUAUUGGACAGCAGGUUUAAGAACCGUGACGAGAGCGUAUGGAUAGAGACCGAUCAGUAUUUCCCACGUGUGGCUGGCGCAUUGUGCACAUUGAUGCAAUUGCGGCAACGAAUAAACUUCCCUACGCAAUGCGUGAAAUCUGUCGAUCAUCCUCUGGUAAAUCUGAAAUUGACGCGCGAAACUAAGCCGAAGUACGAGCAGCUGCAGUCGCUCAUGGAUACGCUGGAGCACGAAAUAUUUACGGACUGGGCCAACAAGAUAGUCAAUAUAAGCAACGUUCACUUGUCGAAGAGCUUAUUAGCGAUACGCGGGAAUAAAUUGCUCGAUCUGAACUUCGACCCGGAGCUGACCGCUCUGCUGCGUGAAACUCGUUAUAUGAUGAUUAUGGAGAGGACAGACCUGCCCGUGGAAGCGAUUCGGCUCUACUACAAGACACAGUAUUUUUUCGAGAGCACGUACAAUCUCAGUUUGUUCAUACGAUGGUACAACCGGAUAAGGACUUACAGUUUGCCUGUGGAAUUUGAGUUGGUGAAACACGAAAUCAAGAAGGUAGACGAAUUGAUUCAUAUCGGUCAGGAAACUUAUAACUGGAAUUCUCCAGAAGUGCCGGAGUACAUCAGUAACCUGAUGCUUCCGAUACGAAAGUUACACUCGCGGAUCUUUUGCGCGCAAAAAAACGUCAAUGCGUUGCUACGAAUGAUUUACUCGUGGGCACUGUCACCGAUAUUGGAACGUAAGGAUUUUAAAAGCGAGAAUUUGCUCGCCGUGGCCGAACGUGAUGAGCAUUUCCAAAAGCGAUACGGUCAGAUCGAGCGUGCCGUCAGAGAACUGAAUCGAGUCUUGGACGAAAAUUACAAACUCUUCUUCGAGUUGUUGCCCGAUGCUUGGUACGAGAAAGACGAGUUCGAGUGGAACGGUAAUGCGCGAAUAGAUGUCGGGCAAAAAGUUAUGGAAUUAGACGAUUUCGAUGAUAGAACAGAGGACACUGAAGAGGACGCGCGAAUUCUACCGAGCAAACUGAAAAUUGAGGAGAGGAAAAGGGCGGGAGCUGAUGUGGAAAAUGAAAAAGCCGAACUGACAACAGAAAUAUUUCAAACGGACGAGGAAAUCGCUCAGUGUAUGAUCAAAUGGAAGCCAUAUCUCGUUUAUAUCGACGAUCUAAUAUCGAAAGCUCUGAUCCAAGCCGCUUCUACCAGUAUAUGUUACCUGCUGGAUGAAACCGAUCCAGAAAGCAACGUGUCGCCUCUUUUCGAGAUCCAGUUGUCACUUGAGGCGCCCCAAAUUGUCUUUCGUCCUGCGGUAGAUCCGGACGAUCCCGAAGGCUUCUACGCAUUUUACGAGGGCCUGCUGCUCGACAUUAUGAGAAUGGGAAUUCUGAUACCGCGUGUGGAUCCUGAUGUCGCAACUGAACGAGAGCAUUAUGGAAUCGAUUUAACGGAAGAAGAAAAUAUCAUUUUCAUGCUCGAGGAGACAUGUAACAGGAUCAAACUGGGUUUGGUGCAAGCACAGGAAUAUAUUACCAUCUAUGAGCCAUUUUCUUGGCUAUGGCUGGACGACAAGCAGCAGUACUUGAAUCUGUUCUUACGUUUUGGCCGAGCGUUAACAGAUGAGGAAAAAAACUUAAUGGCGCAGGGUCUAGAAAAUUUUCCGGAGAAUCCGAGAGAGAGAAAGCCAGGAUUGGAUGAUUUCAAAAGAGAGAUCGACUAUUUUAUGCAGCUUUACAAAAAAUGCGACGAACUCGAAAACGAGAAGAUUUUCUUACGUUGGUUACGUCUAGAUGUGAGAUCCUUCAAGCAAGCUCUGCUCAACACGAUUUGUAAAUGGACCAAUUUAUUUAAGACGCAUCUCAUCGAUUACGUAAACAACGAGCUCAGAAACCUUAGUGAAUUCUUGACAAAUGCUUUAAAGAAAUUCAUGCAGCCGAUCGCACCGGAUGAUUACGAAGAUUUGCUAAACACUAUAUAUUACUUAAAGGAAGUCCGAGAUCGGCAAUACCAAAUUGAUGACAUGUGGGAACCUAUAAAGGCGACCAUAGACCUUCUCAAACAGUACCAAGUAAAAUUCGGUGAGGAAACGUAUACCUGGCUAACGGAAUUGCCGGAACAAUGGGCGACGGUUAAGAAAUGGGCGGCGCAGGUGAAGCAGCUCGUGAGUCCUUUGAUGGCGCGACAAAUUGAGCUGCUGAAGAAGCAUCUUAAUUAUUACGAUUUCAGGCAACAGCAGUAUCUGACGCAAUUCCGCGAAAACGUCGUAUUUGGGUUCGAUUGUACAAACGUGUAUGAGAAACUAGACAAAAUAAACGAAGAGAUCCUGGCAUUUGAAGAGGAAUUAAAGGCAUUGCACGAUCAAGCGAAUAUAUUUGAGCAACAGGUAACAGAAUUUAAGCAAAUCAAGCUGGCUAGAAGAGAAUUAAGACUUCUAAAAAAUCUUUGGGAUUAUGUCAAUAUCAUUACGUCGAAUCUGGACGAAUGGAAGACGACAUUCUGGAAAAAAAUCGAUGUCGAUGGAAUGGAUCAAGAAUGUAAAAGAUUUAUUCGAGAAUUGAGACAAUUAGAUAAAGAGUUACGAGCUUGGGACUUGUACGCGCGCAUAGAAGCACAGGUGAGAAACAUGAUAUCAUCGUUAAGGGCAGUUUCGGAAUUGCAAAAUCCCGCCAUCAGAGACAGACAUUGGCAAGAGCUCAUGGCUGAAACACGGGUGAAAUUCACCAUGGACGAUAAAACCACUUUGGAAGAUCUGCUGAAAUUAGAGCUUCAUAAAUACGAGGACGAAGUUAAGAAUAUUGUGGACAAGGCUGUUAAAGAGAUGACCAUGGAGAAAGUUCUCAAGGAGCUGCACCACACGUGGGACACUCUCGAAUUCGUUAAAGAGAUGCACGAACGUACAAAACUCAACGUCCUGAAAAUAAGCGAAGAGACGAUUGAGAUGUUGGAGGAGAAUCAAGUGCAAUUACAAAAUAUGUUGGACUCCAAAUAUGUCGCCUUCCUCGAUGAGGUGAUGGAUUGGCAAAAGAAGCUCAGCAAUGCAGACGCCACGAUCAACGCCUGGUCCAAGGUUCAACAAACAUGGAUGCAUCUGGAGAAUUUUAUCGGUUCGGAAGAUAUAAGAAGCCAAUUGCCAGAGGAAUCGAAACUUGAGAAGAUAGACAAGGAAUUUAAGGAUCUAUUAAAGGAAAUGUUGACCAACUUGAACAUAGUGAAGUCGAUGAAUAGACCGAAACUCCUAGACCGCUUAGAGGAUUUGGAGAGACAACUGAGUAUUUGCGAGAAAGCGUUGUCCGAUUAUCUGGAGACGAAACGACUGGCCUAUCCACGGUUUUAUUUUAUCUCGUCCGCAGAUUUGUUGGACAUACUGAGCAAUGGAAAUUAUCCCGAAAUUGUUUGCAAGCAUUUGUCCAAAUUGUACGACUCGUUGGCGAAGUUGCAGUGGAAACUCGACGGAGGAAAGCCGACGAAACAAGCCAACGGGAUGGUAGCAAAAGACGGCGAGGAAAUGGCCAUGCAUGGCAUAUGCGAUUGCACGGGAAAGGUCGAGAUCUGGUUGAAUUGGGUUACGGAGGCGAUGACACGAACCGUGAGGUAUCACAUCAGCCAGGCUGUUGUCUCGUACGACGAGAAGCACCGUGACUCUUGGAUUCUAGAUCACCAGGCACAGCCGGCUCUAUGCGGCACCCAAAUCUGGUGGACCUCCGAGGUGAAUAUGGCAUUCGCGCGGCUCGAAGAGGGAUACGAGAAUGCCCUCAAGGAUUACCAGAAGAAGCAGAUCAGCCAGCUGAAUAUGCUGAUCGCGCUUUUACGAGGCGAGCUGAACGAGAACGAUCGGCAGAAGAUCAUGACCAUCUGCACCAUCGAUGUUCACGCACGUGACGUCGUCGGGAAAUUAAUAUCCAUCAAAGCGGAGAGCUUCACCAAUUUUCAGUGGCAGUCGCAGUUGAGACACAGGUGGGACGACAAAUCGGAAGAUUGCUUCGACAUUUGCGACGCCUGUUUCAUAACGCUUAUGAGUACCUGGGUAAAUAACGUGCCGCGGCUGGUAAUUACGCCGUUGACGGACAGAUGCUACAUUACGUUGACGCAAUCGUUGCAUCUGAUAAUGGGCGGCGCACCGGCUGGGCCCGCAGGGACGGGGAAAACCGAGACGACCAAGGACCUCGGUAGAGCCCUCGGACAAAUGGUUUAUGUCUUCAACUGUUCCGAACAAAUGGACUAUAAAUCUUGCGGCAACAUAUACAAAGGAUUAGCGCAGACUGGAGCAUGGGGUUGCUUCGAUGAAUUCAAUAGGAUUUCCGUCGAGGUCUUGUCAGUCGUCUCUGUGCAAGUGAAAUGCGUUCUGGAUGGUAAAAAUCGAAAGAAGAAAUUUCUGUUCUUUGGGGAGGAGAUCAACAUUGUGGACACAGUUGGCAUGUUUAUAACGAUGAAUCCCGGUUAUGCCGGUAGAACGGAAUUACCCGAAAACUUGAAGACGCUAUUUCGACCCUGCGCUAUGGUGGUGCCCGAUUUUGAGCUAAUUUGCGAGAUCAUGUUGGUGGCCGAGGGUUUCCAAGAAGCGAGAUUACUAGCGAGAAAGUUCAUUUCUCUGUAUAUGCUAUGUCGCGAACUCUUGUCCAAACAAGACCAUUACGACUGGGGUCUGAGGGCCAUCAAGUCCGUUUUGGUUGUUGCUGGAAAAUUGAAGCGCGACGAUAAGGAAACACCGGAGGAGCAAGUGUUAAUGAGAGCUUUAAGAGACUUUAAUAUGCCAAAAAUCGUGACUGACGAUGUGCCAGUAGUACAAUUGGAGGAGUUGCUUCACGUUCGACACUCUGUCUUUAUCGUCGGCCUCGCCGGGACCGGUAAGACCGAAGUCUGGAAAACGCUCAACCGAACGUACACGAAGCAAAUGCGCAAACCGCAUUACAACGAUCUGAAUCCGAAGGCGGUGACCAACGACGAGUUAUUUGGUGUCAUUAAUCCGGCGACGAGAGAAUGGAAAGACGGCUUGAUCUCCGUGAUAAUGAGGGAGCAGGCCAAUAUGCCCAGCAACGGUCCAAAGUGGAUCGUGUUCGAUGGUGACAUCGACCCGAUGUGGAUCGAAUCAUUGAAUACCGUGAUGGACGAUAACAAGGUCCUGACAUUGGCGAGUAAUGAGAGAAUUGCACUGACCAAACACAUGCGUCUUCUCUUUGAAAUCGCAACUUUAAGAACAGCUACGCCAGCGACAGUGUCCAGAGCAGGGAUCUUAUAUAUUAAUCCACAAGAUUUAGGUUGGAGCCCAUUUAUUACAAGCUGGAUAGAGACGAGAGAUAAUUCCGAACGUGCUAAUCUAUCGAUUCUCUUUGAAAAGUACAUUCCACCCUUGCUAGAAGUGACAAAGUCAAGAUUUAAGAAGGUCACUCCCUUACCAGAGAUAUGUCAUCUGCAAAUGCUUUGUCACUUACUUGAUUGUUUCCUGACUAAAGAAAAUGUCCCGCCGGAGUGUCCGAAGGAAUGGUAUGAAUUAUAUUUUGCCUUCGCUUGCAUUUGGGCGUUCGGUUCCGCGAUGUUUCGAGAUCAGCUGAUAGAUUGGCGAAAGGAAUUCAACAGAUGGUGGCUAAAUGAAUUCAGGGCCGUCAAAUUUCCAACGGGCGAAACUGUAUUCAGUUAUUUCAUAGAACCAGAGACAAAAAAGUUGGUACCCUGGACCGAGAAAGUCAUCCAGUUUGAAUUAGACUCGGAUAUUCCGCUUCAGUCCGCCUUGGUGCCAACUGGAGAAACGAUGCGUUUGCGUUUCUUCAUGGACUUGUUUAUGAAGAAACGCAUUCCAGUAAUGUUAGUGGGCGGAGCAGGCUCUGGAAAGAGUGUCAUAAUGGCCGACAAAUUGGCCGAUUUGGCAGAUAAUUACAAUAUCGCAAAUGUUCCUUUCAAUUUCUACACAACAUCAGACAUGUUGCAGAAGGUACUCGAGAAGCAUUUGGAGAAGAAAGCGGGACGAAAUUAUGGGCCACCAGGAACGAAACUCUUGGUAUAUUUUAUAGACGACAUGAACAUGCCGGAAGUGGACACUUACGGGACUGUACAACCUCAUACUCUCAUCAGGCAACAUAUGGAUUAUAAUCAUUGGUACGACAGAACGAAACUAACUCUAAAGGAGAUUCACAAUACGCAGUAUGUGUCUUGCAUGAAUCCUACCGCAGGUAGUUUCACCAUAGAUCCUCGCUUGCAGAGACACUUCGCCGUUUUUGCUGUCAGUUUUCCCCAAAUCGAGGCGCUCAAACUGAUAUACAGCCAGAUCCUCGAGCAGCACGUGAUUGAUCCGCGGCAAAAGUUUCAUCCGGCGGUGCAGAAGUUCACGGGUCCCUUGAUAAACACCGCGUUGUAUUUCCACGAUAAGAUCGCCGCGACCUUCCUACCGACGGUCAUCAAGUUCCACUAUGUUUUCAACUUACGCGACUUAACCAACAUAUUUCAAGGAAUGCUGUUCGCCCGCGGUGACGUCUUACCACUUCCGAGUCACAUAAUCAGGCUUUACGUUCAUGAAGCGACGCGGGUGUAUCGGGACAAAUUAGUGAAUUUUGACGAUCAGAAAGUGUUUGAUCGGCUGUUGCUCGAAGCUCUUCGAAAAAAUAUACCCGACUUGAACGAGAACGAAAUCGGUUUGGAGCAGCCGUUGAUAUACUGUCAUUUCGCGGAAGGGAUCGGAGAACCCAAAUAUGCGCCUGUCAAGAAUUGGGUCCAGCUUGUAAAAUUACUCGAUGAAGCUUUGCUCAAUUAUAACGAACUGGUCUCUGCAACGAAUCUAGUACUAUUCGAGGACGCUAUACAUCAUGUGUGUCGUAUCAAUAGAAUAUUGGAGGCGCCGAGGGGUAAUGCACUUCUUGUGGGCGUAGGUGGCAGCGGCAAACAAUCCUUGUCACGACUAGCUUCUUUCGUUUCCUCGUUGGAGGUAUUUCAAGUACAACUGCGUAAAGGUUACUCGUUAAACGAGCUGAAAGCUGACUUGGCCGUGUUGUACUUGAAGGCCGGUAUAAGAGGUAUCGGUAUUACUUUCUUAAUGAGCGAUUCACAAGUUGCUGAGGAAAAAUUCUUAGUCGUUGUGAAUGAUAUGCUGGCGUCGGGGGAGAUUGCAGACCUGUUGACUGACGACGAAGUGGAUAACGUCAUUAAUACUGUGCGCAACGAGGUCAAGCAAACCGGGCUAAUCGACACUAAAGAGAACUGCUGGAAAUUCUUCAUCGAACGCGUGCGAAGGCAAUUGAGAUGCGUCCUGUGUUUCUCACCAGUAGGGGCGACCCUACGAAAAAGGGCCAGGCAGUUCCCCGCAAUAGUAAAUUGCACUGCGAUCGACUGGUUUCAGGACUGGCCACAAACGGCUUUAGAAUCCGUGUCGGCGACGUUUUUGGAGGAUUUAAAGGAGUUACCGGUCGAAUAUCGAACUUCCGUAUCACUUUUCAUGUCUUUUGUUCACACAAGUGUGAACAACGUGUCCGCGAUAUAUUUGCAAAAUGAAAGGAGAUACAACUACACGACGCCAAAAUCAUUUCUCGAGCAGAUCUCUUUGUACUCUAAAUUGUUAACGGAAAAAACAUACGAUUUGAACGCGAUAAUUUCGCGUCUCAACGAUGGAUUGGUGAAACUCGCAUCCUGCGCCAUUGAGGUCGACAAGUUAAAGAUCAUUCUGACCGCUCAAGAGAUCGAGUUGAAGAAAAGGAACGAGAUAGCCGACAAGAUAUUGACCGAAGUGCGUGCGGAGAACGCGAUUGUGGAGGCAGAAAAGGCUAUCGUGAUCGAGGAAGAGGCGAAAGUGGCGGAGAUGAAAGAGGUGGUGUUGGAAAAUCAGAGACACUGCGACGAAGACCUGGCCCGGGCGGAGCCGGCGGUGCGCCAGGCCGAAGCUGCGCUCGAUACUUUGAACAAGAAUAACUUAACCGAGUUGAAAUCUUUCGGGACGCCGCCGGAAGCGGUGCUAAUGGUCGUCCAGGCUGUGCUCAUUCUAUUCUCACAUGAGGGAAGAAUUCCGAAAGACAAGACUUGGAAAGCCUGCAGAAUGGUAAUGGGAUCUAUUGACGGCUUUCUGUCGCACUUGCGGCAUUAUGAAAAAGAGAACAUACAUCCGGAGGUCGUUAAAGCGAUCCAGCCAUACAUCAAUGCCAAAGAGUUCGAUCCGGAUUUCGUUUAUUCAAAAUCACAAGCGGCAGCAGGACUGUGCAGUUGGGUCAAAAAUAUCAUGAUAUUUCAUUACAUUAACGAGGGCGUAAAACCUCUGAGAGCCGCGCUCGCUCAGGCAAAUGCCGAGUUGAGGGCCGCUGUGGAGAAGUUGCAUUCUUUGAGGAACCGCUUGGCGGAGCUUCAGAGGAUGCUAGACAUUUUGAGCGAAAAGAUGAACGUGGCUUUAGCCGCAAAACAAAAGUGUCAGGACGAAGCGGAAGCCACCGCGUUUACUAUAGAUCUAGCAAAUCGAUUGGUAAAUGGCCUCGCGUCCGAGAACGUUCGUUGGGCCGAGACUGUGCAAGUGUUAAAAAAAUCUGAAAUUACCCUACCGGGCAAUGUGUUGCUCGUCACGGCAUUCAUCUCUUAUAUGGGAUGUUUUACGAGGAAAUACAGAAUGGAUCUCAUGAAUUUACAUUGGUUACCGUUUCUCGACAACCUGCAAGUGCCAAUACCGCACACACCAGACUUGGAUCCGUUGUCUUUAAUGACCGACGACGCGAAGAUCGCCCAGUGGAAUAACGACGGUUUACCUACGGAUAGAAUGUCCUCUGAAAAUGCGACGAUACUCACGAAUUCGUCCAGGUGGCCACUAAUGAUCGACCCGCAAUUACAGGGAAUCAAGUGGAUCAAGAAUAAAUACGGGGACAAAUUAGUGGUAUUGCGUUUAACUCAAAAGAAUUACCUCGACAGAAUCGAACACGCUAUCGCGCACGGAGAGGUAGUGUUACUGGAGAGUAUUGGAGAAACCGUCGACGCCGUCCUAGAUCCGAUCCUGGGUCGGGUUUUAAUAAAGAGAGGAAGGGCCAUCAAGGUGGGGACAAAGAGGUGGAUUACGAUCCGCGCUUCCGUCUCAUCUUGCACGAAACUGGCGAAUCCUCACUACAAGCCGGAGAUGCAAGCACAGACCACGCUCAUCAAUUUCACGGUUACGAAGGACGGUUUGGAGGAGCAGCUAUUAGGCGCCGUCGUGAAAGCGGAACGUCCGGAUCUGGAGUCGAGCAAAGCCAAGCUCACGACUCAACAAAACAUGUUCAAGAUCACGCUGAAGGUGUUAGAGGACGAUUUGUUACACAGAUUAGCAACGGCGGGACCCGACAUUCUAAGCGACGUCGCUCUCGUGGAAAACCUAGAAACUACGAAAAAGACCGCGAGCGAGAUCGAAGCGAAGGCGAUCGAGACGAAGGUGACCGCUACAAGGAUAGACGAGGCGCGAGAGUCCUAUCGGCCGGUGGCAUCCGGGGCAAGCCUCCUCUACUUCAUUCUUAACGACCUCAACAAGAUCAACAUGCUGUACCAAUUUUCUCUCAAGGCGUUCAGCACGGUCUUUCAGAAUGCUAUUAAAUUCGCGGAACCGGCCGACGCCCUCGGUAAACGCGUCGCCAGUCUGAUCGACAGCGUCACGUAUCUGGUUUUUACGUACACCAGUAGAGGACUAUUCGAGAGCGACAAGCUCAUAUUUCUCUGUCAGCUGACUCUUCAGAUUCUCCUGCAAACAAAGGAGAUAGAUCCAACCGAGGUAGAUUUUCUCUUGCGAUUUCCUUAUUUACCGGAUCAGACGAGUCCGGUGGACUUUUUGAGCAAUGUCGCCUGGGGCGGCAUCAAGUAUUUGAGCGGAAUGGAAAAUUUCCGCAAUCUAGAUCGCGACAUAGACGGGGCGGCGAAGAGAUGGAAGAAAUUCGUGGAAUCGGAAACGCCGGAGAGAGAAAAAUUCCCUCAGGAAUGGAAAAAUAAGCCAGCCUUUCAGAGACUUUGCAUAAUGAGAUGCGUGAGACUAGAUCGAAUGGUCUACGCCAUACGAGGUUUCGUGGAAGAGAAACUGGGUGCAAAAUUCAUACAGUUCCGUACGCAGCUAUUCGAAAAAUCAUACGAAGAGACGAGCGCGAGCACGCCGGAUGUCGAGAAACUCGGUAGACGGCUCGGCUUUACGUUCGAUGCACAAAAUUUCCACAACGUAUCCUUGGGACAAGGUCAAGAGCCCGUCGCCGAAGAGGCGAUGGACAUCUCGGCGCGCGACGGUCACUGGGUUAUACCAAAUAUCCAUCUGGUGCGAAACUGGUUGCCAAAUUUGGAAAAGAAAAUAGAACAGCUCUCAGACGAGUCGCACAAAAACUAUCGUCUUUAUAUUAGUGCGGAACCAAGCCCCGAUCCUCAUGAGUCGAUAAUACCGCAGGGCAUAUUAGAGUCGGCCAUAAAGAUCACCAAUGAACCGCCGACGGGUAUACGUGCCAAUAUCCACAAAGCUCUGGACAACUUUAGCCAGGAAACGUUGGAGUCUUGCACCAAGGAGACAGAGUUCAAAGCUAUUCUCUUUGCUCUUUGUUAUUAUCACGCUGCUGUAGCCGAACGUAGAAAAUUCGGGGCGCAAGGAUGGAAUAGGUUAUAUCCCUUUAACGUCGGCGACUUGACCAUCAGUGCUUCGGUAUUGUUAAACUAUCUCGAGGGUAAUACCAAGACACCCUGGGAGGAUUUGCGUUAUUUGUUCGGAGAGAUCAUGUAUGGUGGUCAUAUAACCGAUAAUUGGGACAGAAGGCUCUGUAGAACGUAUCUCCUCGAAUAUCUACAGCCGGAAUUGGUCGAAGGCGAAUUAAAUCUAGCGCCGGGUUUUCUGGUGCCACCCAGUACUGAUUACGAGGGCUACCAUCAAUAUGUGGAAAAUUAUUUGCCGACGGAGAGCCCCGUCCUGUAUGGACUUCACCCCAAUGCUGAAAUCGGGUUCCUUACAAACACGGCGGAGAACUUAUUCAGGACAAUCUGGGGGAUGCAGCCGCGGGACGUCGCCGAUGUAACAGCCGGAGUGUUAUCGAAAGAGGACAAGGUGAAGGUUAUGAUAGAGGAUUUACUCGACAAGCUUCCCGAGGAGUUUAAUAUACCAGACUUGAUGAGCAAGGUAGAAGAUCGCACUCCUUUCGUUAUCGUCGCUCUCCAAGAAUGCGAGCAUAUGAAUACGCUUUGCAAAGAACUAAAAAGAUCUCUGAGAGAGUUGGAUCUCGGUUUGAGGGGAGAGCUCACGAUCAGCGCGGACAUGGAGGAUCUGCAAAAUCACCUGUUUAUGGAAUCUGUACCACCGUCAUGGACCAAACGCGCUUAUCCCUCCACUCUUGGUUUGUCGAACUGGUUCGCGGACAUGCUCAAUCGAAUAACCGAGUUAUCGAAUUGGACGGUAGAUUUUAACUUACCGUUGUCGAUUUGGCUGGGUGGUUUCUUCAAUCCGCAGUCCUUACUUACCGCCAUCAUGCAGCAAACCGCCCGUAAAAACGAGUGGCCCUUGGACAAGAUGUGUCUGCAUUGCGAUGUGACCAGAAAGCAGAAGGAGGAAAUUACGGUGCCGCCGCGAGAGGGCGCAUACGUGAACGGCCUGUAUAUGGAGGGUGCGCGAUGGGAUGUCCCGAUUGGUAUUAUCACGGAUAGCCGGCACAAGGAACUGUUCUGCCUAAUGCCGGUAGUGUUCGUGAAGGCGAUCACCCAAGACAAGCAAGAGACGAAGAACAUGUACGAGUGUCCAAUUUACAGAACUAGAAUGCGCGGACCUACGUACAUCUGGACGUUCAAUCUGAAGACCCGCGAAAAGCCUACCAAGUGGACUCUGGCCGGCGUCGCGAUUCUCCUACAGAUUUAAGCUCCUCCUUUUCCUCUCUGGCUCGCGAAACCGACGUUCACACGCGAUUUCGCGCUCGUAAUAGUUUCUUCUUUUUUUAUGCUUCUCUUCACACGAGUAAUGACAAGUCGUACCGCCGCCGCCGCCGCCGCGCGACCACGAUUUCCCGGUUAAUAACCUCUUGGCAAUUACGUCAAACCUUCGCCGAGUUACGGUCGAGUCGAGGAGCGGCGAUAAUUACAAUGCGCGUAUUCGGGUAAUUACGAUUGGCGUAUAUACGCGUCCGUUGUAACGGCGAUCUCUCU